This is a messenger RNA of Camelina sativa (false flax), 372 nucleotides long. Lineage: Eukaryota; Viridiplantae; Streptophyta; Magnoliopsida; Brassicales; Brassicaceae. The record is from RefSeq and is a predicted model, not a curated record.
AUGUGGGUCAAUCNAGAAGAAAAAAACAAAGCUUUACGUCACGGCGGAGGAGACAAGACGGCGAUUUCGCGGCGGUUGGUUGAGGAGCCGAUGUGGAGGACUUAUUGUAACGGGAAAAAGUGUGGAUUCGCGACGAGGAGAGAGUGUGGCGAGAAGGAGAAAAAGGUUUUGAAAGCGCUUGAGAUGGUUUCUAUGGGCGCCGGAGUUUUACCGGAGACGGAGGAGACAGGCGGCGACGGUGGAGGAGAUGUGAUGUAUAUGAGAGCGAAGUUUGAGAGAAUCGUUGGAUCGCGUGACUCCGAAGCUUUCUAUAUGAUGAAUCCUGAUAGUAAUGGAGCUCCUGAGCUUAGUAUCUAUCUACUCAGAAUCUGA